Peromyscus californicus insignis is the source of this 2994-nucleotide messenger RNA. It is a transcript of the gene Fkbp9, whose product is annotated as FKBP prolyl isomerase 9. The record is from RefSeq and is a predicted model, not a curated record. The transcript has 10 exons. Bases 104 to 1816 code for a protein of 570 amino acids. Lineage: Eukaryota; Metazoa; Chordata; Mammalia; Rodentia; Cricetidae. Gene Ontology annotation, molecular function: peptidyl-prolyl cis-trans isomerase activity; calcium ion binding.
GCGGGCGCUGCGGCCUGGGGCGAGCCGGGAGCCCUUUCCACGUUUGCAACGCGGCUGCGGCGCACCCAGCCUUGCCCCUCGGCGCUCCAGUCCAGGCCGUGCGAUGGCGUUCGGGGCCCGGGGCUGGCGGCCCCGGUCGCUGCUCCUGCUGCUGCUCUGGGUGACCGGGCAGGCGGCGCCCGUGGCGGGCCUGGGUGUGAGCUCGGAGCUUCAGAUCGAGCGCCGCUUCGUGCCUGACGAGUGUCCGCGCACGGUGCGCAGCGGCGACUUCGUGCGCUACCACUACGUGGGAACUUUCCCCGAUGGCCAGAAGUUCGACUCCAGCUAUGACAGAGACUCCACCUUCAAUGUGUUUGUGGGAAAAGGCCAGCUGAUUGCAGGGAUGGACCAAGCCCUGGUCGGGAUGUGCGUAAAUGAGAGGCGUUUCGUGACGAUCCCCCCAAACCUCGCCUAUGGAAGUGAAGGAGUUUCUGGUGUGAUCCCUCCAAACUCGGUACUUCAUUUUGAUGUGCUCCUGAUGGAUAUUUGGAAUUCUGAAGACCAGGUUCAGAUUCAGACAUAUUUCAAGCCCCCUACUUGUCCUCGGACUAUCCAGGUGUCUGAUUUUGUGAGGUACCAUUACAACGGAACGUUCUUGGACGGGACACUGUUUGAUUCCAGCCACAAUCGCAUGAAAACCUACGACACGUACGUAGGAAUUGGAUGGCUGAUUCCGGGAAUGGACAAAGGGCUGCUGGGCAUGUGUGUUGGGGAGAAACGUAUCAUCACCAUCCCUCCUUUUCUGGCCUAUGGAGAAGAGGGAGAUGGGAAAGACAUCCCUGGGCAGGCGUCCCUAGUCUUUGAUGUUGCAUUGUUGGACCUCCAUAACCCCAAGGAUAGUAUUUCCGUUGAGAACAAGGUGGUCCCUGAGAACUGUGAUCGAAGAAGUCAGAGUGGGGACUUCCUCAGGUAUCAUUACAACGGCACACUUCUGGAUGGCACCCUCUUUGAUUCCAGCUACUCACGGAACCACACCUUUGACACAUACAUUGGGCAGGGCUAUGUGAUUCCUGGGAUGGAUGAAGGCUUACUUGGUGUUUGCAUUGGAGAGAGGCGAAGGAUUGUGGUCCCUCCUCACCUGGGCUAUGGAGAAGAAGGAAGAGGGAACAUUCCUGGCUCAGCUGUGCUGGUGUUUGACAUCCAUGUGAUUGACUUCCACAACCCUUCGGAUUCCAUCAGCAUCACUUCCCACUACAAGCCUCCUGAUUGCUCGGUGCUGAGUAAGAAGGGGGAUUACCUGAAAUACCACUACAAUGCCUCACUCCUGGAUGGGACUCUGCUGGACUCCACGUGGAACUUAGGCAAAACUUAUAACAUUGUGUUGGGAUCUGGACAAGUCGUGCUGGGGAUGGACAUGGGUCUCAGAGAAAUGUGCGUGGGAGAAAAGCGAACAGUGAUCAUUCCACCCCACCUGGGCUAUGGAGAGGCCGGUGUAGAUGGAGAGGUGCCUGGCAGUGCCGUCCUAGUGUUUGACAUUGAACUGCUGGAGCUCGUGGCUGGCCUUCCGGAGGGGUACAUGUUCAUAUGGAAUGGCGAAGUGUCUCCCAACCUCUUUGAAGAAAUCGACAAGGAUGGCAAUGGGGAAGUCCUCCUGGAGGAGUUCUCAGAGUACAUUCAUGCCCAAGUGGCCUCAGGCAAAGGGAAGCUGGCUCCCGGCUUUAAUGCUGAAAUGAUCGUGAAGAACAUGUUCACCAACCAGGACCGGAAUGGAGAUGGGAAGGUCAUGGCCGAGGAAUUUAAACUCAAGGACCAGGAAGCCAAACAUGAUGAACUGUAAGCCUGACACGAACCAGUUUGUGCCAAGGAGUGCAUGACACCAAGUGACCUGUCAUGGCAGAGCAUGCUGUCAAGGUGUGAAGGUUUCUAGGAAGGUAUGACGUUAGCAAGUAGUAGGUGGGCCGUGUAGUACCUGGUGCAUACAUUGGGGUGGGUUGAUGUCUGUGGUGAGAACUUGGGCAGAUUUCAAGUGAUAGUAAAUAGAAUCUGUGCAGAGGGCCUUGACAAUGGGGAAGUCUGCGCUGCCAAACUGUAUUUAUGGGUCUUCUGGGAAGUUGUGUUACUAAAGGAACAUUAUUUCAUAGAAGGCAUAGCUGUUAUGGAGGAAACAGAAGUGCCAGGUGUCUACCUAAAGAGAAUUAUUUUUUUUAAUCUUGCUGGUGUCUUAAAAAAGGGUUCACUAUAUGGGCAGCAAGAGAGCAUAAAUGCUCCUGCAAGGUUCCCUGACAGCAGCAAGUGCUCUUCUUAGUGCCCUGCACAAGCUCUGGUGAUACCAGGCCCUGUGCACCACCCAUGCAAAUCCCCAUUUCAUGCUUUUCCAGUUCACGCCCUACACUGGCCGCUCUCUACUUGGUAGUGUAACUUGAAGGUUUAACAGGAGCUUCCUGGAUAGAAAAACACACAGACCAGGUGGAAGCUGUCUUAGCCCACGAGUAGAGGAUUUGGCCUGUUUUUGCUCUGUAGGAGUCUUUGCUUGGCUCUUCCUUACCUUUGUGACACCGUCCCAUAGGGCUCUCUCUCCACUCUCCUUUCCUUCGGUUAGAUAGAUCCAUGUAGGGCUGACGCUGGGUCUCACUGCUCAGCCAACAGAAAAUUCUACUGUGACUAAAGUGGACGUGUUAUCCCAACAAAUGAAGAUGACAUUUUUCUGCCACUCAUUUGUGUCUUGGAGGGCAAUUUGAGGUCUCCUGCUGUAGCAAAGUACUAACAUUGUUCAGGCCAGACCGUUCCCACGCCAUGUGGCAGCCAUGUUCCUGCCUUAUGUCCUGUUCCCAAGUGGUGUUGGCACUUACCCUGAAGUAAUCAAGGUUUUUCCUUUUGAAAUGGCUUUUUGAACAAAUUGAAACUGUUUUGUACUGAUGUUGCCCCGAGAUAGUUCAUGCAAAUGCUGUGCACUUGUUCAAUGGAAUUAAUGUUGGAAACCUGACUUUUUUUUCUGAUAUAAAAUGUUGAAUCUUA